UCACAACGAACUUUGUCUAUUAUUAUUUUUUGUAUAUUUUUUUAAUUAAUUUCAAAUUUUGCAAUAAGUAAAAACAAAAAUGAAGAUUCCAUACAUCAUCAACAAAAAUACAGUUGUUGUUUACACACCUUCCAAGAAUAGUUUACAGUUGGUCGGUGAAAAUAUAAGAAAACUAGUUGCGGAAAAUUUCGAAUGGGAUAAAGACCAUUGCCCAUCGUUGAAGGAGUACUGUGUCAAUGCUAUUGGGAAGAAUUUUGAGAACAAACCAAUUUUGGAUGAAUUGCCUUGUUCAGAUAGAGUGCAUCUGCUUGAUAUAUUACCGAUUAAGCUUCCUUUGGAACUAAUGAUUCCGUUAAUCGAUGAUGAAUAUUAUUGGAAACGUCGAUACCACGAAACCUACGGUCUCAUUAAACGCCAUCUGCCUGAAAACUGGACUUACAAAAGCGUUUACAUAGAGAGACACGUCCAGCAACUAAUCGAAGAAGCCCAGCCCCAAUACAAUGACGAAGAAACUUUUGACGAAAUCCUCGAUUUGUGUUCUCCGUAUGUCACUUGUUUGUAUAUCGAACAGAUGCAGGCAUGGAAACCACCAUUGACCAUGGAAAAAGAAGAUAUUCCCGAAGAAUAUCCUAUAGAUCAUAUCAAUUUUUGGCCUAUUUUGAGGAGGUUACCUGAGGUGGAAGAGUUUCAUUUGAUUUACGGUAUGAAUAAAGUUGGAGAAGAUUUCUCAUGGAGAAUGUUCAAAGUGUCUGUGUCGGACUGUCAAAAAUUGGGAAAAGCCUUGUUGGAAUUGAAAAAUUUGAAAAUUGUUAGGAUACAUAGGAGUUCUUUAGAAUUUAAACAUUGUCAAGCUUUAAUGCAAGGCCUGAUAAAACACAAAUUUAUCGAAGAACUCGACUUGUCCAACUGCGACGUUGGCGAUGCUGGGGCUCUUUGCAUAGCACAAUAUUUAAUGGACGGUUGUAGUCUGAAAACAUUAAUUCUGGCCAAUAAUCAGAUCGGACAGAUUGGUUCUGAAGGACUGGGUUUCGCUAUUCUCAAUGACAAUUGUGACACAUUAUAUGAUCUGAAUUUAAGAAUGAACCCGCUGGGUACACCAGGAGCGAUGGGCAUAAUGAGAGCUUUGGUACGAUGUUCGAAAAUUAGAAACUUGUCUUUUGCUUCCUGUAUUUUUGACGAAGAUACUCCUCUAAAGGUGUGUCAGAUGCUGAAGUUGAACGCAUCUUUGAAGGUACUCGAUAUCAGCAGCAACUGGUUUGGUGAAUCUGGAGGACGUGAGCUGCUUGAUGCACUGACUAUAAACAUGACUGUAGAGUCGUUAGAUUUGAGGGAAACCGAUAUAACUCCAGAACAAUUAGAGAAAAUAACGGAAUAUCUGGACAGAAAUAAGAAUAUUGAAGACGACGGAAAAGUAUGAAAACACUGAAAACGCAGAAAAUACAUGAAAACAUUAAAAUAAAAAAAUAAAUAAAAUUCUAAAUUGUAUCUAUUAUUUACUUAAUAUCUCAUAAAUAAAAAAUAGAA
This is a messenger RNA of Sitophilus oryzae (rice weevil), 1524 nucleotides long. Its product is annotated as dynein regulatory complex subunit 5-like. Gene Ontology annotation, biological process: nucleocytoplasmic transport; activation of GTPase activity. Lineage: Eukaryota; Metazoa; Arthropoda; Insecta; Coleoptera; Curculionidae. Gene Ontology annotation, cellular component: perinuclear region of cytoplasm; nucleus; cytosol. Gene Ontology annotation, molecular function: GTPase activator activity; small GTPase binding. The transcript has 6 exons. The coding region runs from base 80 to 1417 and encodes 445 amino acids. The record is from RefSeq and is a predicted model, not a curated record.